Messenger RNA from Symbiodinium sp. CCMP2456, 360 nucleotides. The record is from the annotation of a GenBank genome assembly. Lineage: Eukaryota; Dinophyceae; Suessiales; Symbiodiniaceae.
GCGUGCCCUUUGUGCUUCAUCCCACCAGCAGUCGCUGGCUUGUGGGGUUCAGCCGCAAUGCUGGCAGGAGCCGGAAAGGUCAAGGAGGACAGCGACGCGUGCUGCGAGUGCUCAUCGAAGGCGAGCUCCAGCAGCACAGAAGCGGGGUUCCCGUUCCGCAACGGCGCCGCCCUCCUGGGCCUUGGCGGAGCCCUUCCUCUGGCUUACCUGGGCUACAGGCGGUGGCCGCGACACCCGGCAACAGCAGUCGCGGCACUGUCGGCGAGCUCCCUUGCCGUUGGACUCUGCAUGGCCCAGCUGACCUCUAAGGAGGUGCUUCGGCUGCCGAAGCCUACCGAGCGAGCUGCGCUGUUAAACUAA